AUGGCCGCCUUGACUCAUGUCACCGGCUUUUCCGUGCGUGUCCUCUCCUGUUCCCAGCUCGUGCAGGAGCCCCCCCCCCCCCCGCCACGGCAUCAUGGCCACGUCUCCACGGCCCCUCCUGGAGAAGAGAGCCUCCGGAUCCUGGUGGGGACCAAAGGGGACAGCCCCCUGCAGAUGGACAUCAGUACCACUGAGACCGAGGCCUCUGAGCCAUGGGACUAUGUCCUUGUGGCUGAUCAUUGCACCCAGAGAAACCCCAGGCAGGUCCAGCGGCAGCAGCAGUUCCUGGAAGAGCUCGAGAGGAAGGGCUUCUGCUACAAGGCGAGGGAGGACCAGGCGAAGGUUUUCUUUGGGAUCCGAGCUGACAACUGGGUCUUUGACCAGUACCGCAGACUUCUCAUGGAGCCUGAGGCUACCGCCCCCAGAGGGGAGCUGGCCAGGCCAACUUCCAUCCCAGCCACCACCAGCCAGCUCUUGUGUUCCAGAAUCCAAGUUGUCAACUUUGUGCUGAACAGCAAGAUGGCAGCUGGUGACACGCUCCAGGAUUUGGUGAAGGAUGGGGUCUUUGAGGCUGGGUUUCCCCUACACAAGGGGGAGGAAGACCUAAAGAAGAAAUGGGCCCGGUGGAGAAACAUGUUCCAAACGCAGCCAAUUGGUGACAUCAGGAACUACUUCGGUGAGAAGGUGGCCCUGUACUUCGCCUGGCUCGGCUGGUACACCUACAUGCUGGUGCCCGCCGCGGUGGUGGGCCUCAUCAUCUUCCUGAGCGGGUUUGCCCAUUUCGAAGCCAGCCAGAUCAGCAGGGAGAUCUGUGAGGCCCACGACGUCUACAUGUGCCCUCGAGGCGACCACAACCCCAGGUACCAGCGGCUCUCAGAAACCUGCGCCUUCGCCAAGCUCACUCACCUCUUUGACAACGAGGGCACCGUGCUGUUCGCCAUGUUCAUGGCGCUGUGGGCCACCGUGUUCCUGGAGUUGUGGAAGCGGGAGCGAGCCCGUGUGGUCCUGCAAUGGGACCUGUACGGGUGGGACGAGGACCAGGAGGAAAUGGCGCUGGGGCUCAUUGCCUGCCCUGACUACCAGCCCCAGCUGCACCAGCACUCCUACAUGCGGAGUACCAUCAUCCUCCUGCUGUCUCUGUUGAUGAUCUGCCUGAUGAUAGGCAUGGCCCACAUUCUGGUGAUCUACCGCGUCCUGGCCGCUGCCCUUUUCAGCUCCGCCUUGCCCUUCCUGGGGGAGCAGGUGACCACGGCCGUGGUGGUGACCGGGGCCCUGGUUCACUAUGUGAGCAUCCUCGUCAUGACCAAGAUCAACAAAUAUGUGGCACUGAAGCUUUGUGACUUUGAGAAGCCCAGGACCUUCUCAGAGCGAGAGAGCAAGUUCACCAUCAAGUUCUUCACUCUGCAGUUCUUUGCUCACUUCUCCUCCCUUAUCUACAUCGCCUUCAUCCUGGGCAGGAUCAACGGUAACCCCGGGAAGUCCGUGCGCCUGGCAGGGCUGUGGAAGCUGGAGGAGUGCCAUCUCAGCGGCUGCAUGAUGGACCUGUUCGUGCAGAUGGCCAUUAUCAUGGGUCUGAAACAAACGCUCAGCAACUGCAUGGAGUACCUGGGCCCGUGGCUGGCCCACAAGUGUCGCUCGGUGCGAGCCACGUCCCAGGACCCCGAACUCAGGCACUGGCAGCUCAACUACCGCCUGAACCCGGUCAACACCUUCAGCCUGUUCGAGGAGUUCAUGGAGAUGAUGAUCCAGUACGGCUUCACCACCGUCUUCGUGGCCGCCUUCCCGCUCGCCCCGCUGCUGGCGCUCUUCAGCAACCUCGUGGAGAUCCGCCUGGACGCCAUCAAGAUGGUCCGGCUGCAGCGGCGCCUGGUGCCCCGCAAGGCCAAGGACAUCGGGACCUGGCUGCAGGUGCUGGAGAUAAUCGGCAUGCUGGCGGUCAUUGCCAACGGGAUGGUUAUCGCCUUCACAUCUGAGUUCAUCCCCCGAGUGGUGUACAAGUACCGCUAUGGCCCGUGCCGACAGGGGGCCCACCCUGCAGUCGACUGCCUCACGGGCUACGUCAACCACAGCCUGUCCGUGUUCUACACCAAGGACUUCCAGGAUCCUGCUGAAAUAGAGGGCUCAGAGAAUGUGACCGAGUGCAGGUACCGGGACUAUGGCACCGCUCAGAACUCCAACUUCACUGAGCAGUCCUGGUUCCUCCUGGCCAUCCGUCUGGCCUUCCUCAUCCUCUUCGAGCACGUGGCCUUAUGCGUCAAGCUCAUUGCUGCCUGGUUUGUGCCUGAUGUGCCUCAGUCGGUGAAGAAUGAAGUCCUGAAGAAGAAGCACCAGAGACUUGGGGUGUUGGGGCUGCCGGGGCCUGGGGUGGGGCCUGGUCCUGAGUCCCGAAGUACCAGAGACUCCGGCCUGAGAGCACAGACGUGGGGUGGGCCCGGGGCCGGUGGAGAGGCCGAGACACAGAGCUGCUGCCACCACCGCCCACACCAGCCCCGGCUGUGUGUGUGUGGGGGGGCGGGCUUUAAUUAG
Messenger RNA from Mesoplodon densirostris (Blainville's beaked whale), 2526 nucleotides. It is a transcript of the gene ANO9, whose product is annotated as anoctamin 9. Gene Ontology annotation, biological process: chloride transmembrane transport. Bases 1 to 2526 code for a protein of 841 amino acids. NCBI's taxonomy places the organism in Eukaryota, Metazoa, Chordata, Mammalia, Artiodactyla, Ziphiidae. Gene Ontology annotation, cellular component: plasma membrane. The record is from RefSeq and is a predicted model, not a curated record. The transcript has 23 exons. Gene Ontology annotation, molecular function: chloride channel activity.